GAGUGUGUAGAUCCCUGGUGCUAUACCACUACCCCACAUUAGUAUUUCCAAGUAUAAUUUUAGUGGUUGAACAGAAUACUAGAAACUUUCGUUGAUAUCCUAUUUGUAAAUUGCUGUGAUAUUUAAACGAAAUUUUUCUAAGAAAGUUCUGCCAAUUUUUUUCAAUCAACUAUAUUGGAAUUCAUCAUCUAUUUGAGAAAGAUACAAACUAUGAACACUCAUUUGCUGUUUCAUCUCAAGACUCAUGAAAAACCAAUUACCUUACAACAUUGAUAAAUAAAAGAAAAUUAAUUUAAAAUGAACUAAUAGAAGUAUAAAAAUUGUUCCUUGCAAAAAUGUCUGUAUUUAAAAGUGUCGAGGGACUAACAGCUAAAAAUCAAGCACUACUUCAUUCUGCCGCAAAAAGUGGCGAUACAACAUUAUUGCAACAUUUAUUGGAAAAAGGUGUUUCCGUACAUACACAAUGUCCAAAAGGUUUCACACCACUUCAUUAUGCCGUCAUGUCAAAAAAUACAACAAACAUUGAACUUCUUCUAAAAAAGGGAGCUUCAAUUUAUUUUCCCGAUCAACAAGGUAAAACAGCACUCGAUUUAGCUGUCGAUAAUUAUUCAUCAGCAAAUUGUGAAUUAACUCCAAAAAGUGCAAUACUAAUACUUCUCUUGAGUUACACAUUACUCGAUGAGGAAACAACGUCAACAUUCACAUUUUUAGCUGUCGAAAAAAAUGAUGAGGAAUUAUUGAAAUUUUUUUUAAAAAAAGAUCCCGCGACACGUAUACAUUCGACAUUUCAAGAUAAUCGUUCAUUACUACACGUUGCCGCCGAAUCAAAUCAUCCAGGAUUAAUAAAAGUUCUACUUGAACACGGCGCGGAUAUUAAUGCGAAAACAUUUAGCGGUGAAACAGCACUCCAUUUAGCGGCAGCUGCUGGUAAUGUUGAGGUGGCGAAAAAAUUAAUAUACAGUGGCUUAGCAGUUGAUUGCAUUGAUAAUAAUGGAAGUAUUCCACUUCAUUACGCGAUAAGAAAUAAUCGAAGAAGUAUAAUUUUACUAUUAACAAAUUUACCAAAAUCACUAAUUAAUCGAUUGAAUAGCUCUUCGUUAAAUCCAACAUUACUUCAUUAUGCGGUGAUAAAAAAUGAUGAGGAAUUUUUUAAUUUAGCAUUAAAAAAUAGUAGUGUUGACUUAAAUGCAAAGACAAAAGAUGGAGAAACGCCAUUGCAUUUUGCAAUUAUUUACAAUCGUUUGAAAUUAAUUUACGAACUCGUUAAACGUGGCGCUGAUGUUAAUGCUCAAUCGACAAAUGGCGAGACGCCGUUACAUUUUGCUGCUGCAUUAGGACAAGCACAUUCCGUUGAAUUUUUAUUGAGAAAAGCAGCUGAUGUCAAUAGUUUCACAACGUCUGGAUCGACACCUCUACAUUAUGCAUUGGACAGAGACAGAUGCAACGACAUUGUUGGCGGAUACAAUAGACCACUUUCAUUGUUAGAUGAUUUAAAACCAAGGUACACGAUUGUUAAAACACUUCUUAAUAAUCAAGCGGUUGCCAAUUUUCGCGAUCAUUCUGGUAAAACUCCCUUACACUAUGCAAUGGCAAUGAAUGUGAAUUCAAAAAAUAAUAUCAAACAUCGAAUAGACACGAUUCGAUGUCUCGUGAUUCAUGGUGCAGACGUGAACGCUCUUUGUAACAAAAAUUGUACGCCGUUAUUUUUUGGUUUCGAUGCAAUGGAUGAAAAGUUAUUAUGGUGGCUUAUAAGACGCGGUGCAAACGUAACGAAUAAUCAUACAAACGUUGAUUCAUUUCUUUCAAAAGCAAUAAAAUUCAAAAAUUUAAAAAUGAUUGACGUCCUCUUGGAAGCGGGUGUUAAAGUAACGUCGCGUAAUAUUUUUGAAGCAUCAUUUUCCAAUGAAAUUGAUAAGGGUAAUUAUUUUGAAAUUCUUGAAUUAUUAACAAAUCGUACCAAUGAUGUUAAAUCGGUGAUAACAAAAUUAAGUCAAUUUCUUGAUUCUGAAUGGCAAUUGAAAAUAAAUGAUAGAGAAGAUAUUAUGAAUAAAUUAUCGGCUAUUUUAAUACGCAGGGAAUUAAAUGGUGAAAUAAUAAUAAAACAAGAUGAUUUUGAAUUAGAUAAAAUAUCGGAGAGAAAUGUACGUAAUCGUUUAGCGAUAUGUCGGGAACAAAUUUUUAAAAUGAAAAAAAUUAACAUCAAUCAAGAUGGUUUAACAUUGUAUAAAGUUUUUAUGGCAUCGAUUAAUCAACUUUCGCACUAUGUACAAAAUCAGGAUUUAAAAAGUUAUUUACAUAGCGAUAGUUUUACCCUUAAUUUUUCACAUUGUUGGAAUUUAAUGCAGAGUCGUUAUAAAAAAGCGCGUAUUAAGAAAAUUUUACUUGAUUUUAGCGCUGAUUCUUUAUUAAAUUUAGUUAAUAAAGCGCAUAAAAUUCAAUUGCCACUUUCAACGAGUAAUCAAAUUGUACAGUAUUUAAGUAUGGUUGAUUUAACACAUCUAAUGCAAUUUAGAUGUUCUCAAAGUCCAACGACAAAAAUAAUUAUUAAAAAUUAAAAUUAUUUUUUUUCCAUCGCAAAGAGGAUUUGAAAUUUUGGGAAUAAUUUUAUUUUUGAUAAUAAUAAAAAAUUAAAAGCUUCCCCUGUGGUUUACAAUUUAGAAACUUUAAAUUAAUCAUGUUUGCGAGUUGUUGAUGAAACUCUGCCUUAAUUUAUUUAUUUUCUUUAUUUAUUCUUAUAAAGGGUUUACAUCAUUUUUGAGGGUCUAUUUUUAUAUAGCUUUAUUAAGGAAAAAUACUCAGAAGAGGGGAAAAAUUAAGUUUUUUUUUCAAUUGAAAAUGAAGAAACUUUUGCAUAAUAUUAAGCAAGAUCAUAAUGGCUUUUAA
Molecule: messenger RNA, 2883 nt
Organism: Leptopilina boulardi
Lineage: Eukaryota; Metazoa; Arthropoda; Insecta; Hymenoptera; Figitidae
Product: putative ankyrin repeat protein RF_0381
Exons: 2
Coding region: 336-2555 (739 amino acids)
Molecular function (GO): protein binding
Source: RefSeq, a predicted model, not a curated record